This is a messenger RNA of Lymnaea stagnalis (great pond snail), 4855 nucleotides long. The record is from the annotation of a GenBank genome assembly. NCBI's taxonomy places the organism in Eukaryota, Metazoa, Mollusca, Gastropoda, Lymnaeidae.
GUCAAUUCAUUGUUUUGCUUACUGUUGACCUCACACCGUGCGGUAAGAUUUAACAAGAGGAAAAGAAAUAGAGUUUAUAGGGAUUUAAAAAAAAUAAAAAUAAAAUUAUCAUUUGAAUACAUUAAAUUAGUAAUAAUAAUAGUUGGCUUAAUAGUUUUUACGACACGCUCGCAGACUUGAUCCUACUACUUACACGGCUACGGCCCCUACGACGUUUUUGAUUUUGAGCAACUAAACUUACUAAACUUCCUACAAACUUGCUAUUGACAAUAGUUAUUGAUUACUCAAAUUGAAUUGACUUGAAUUGGCUACCUAUGUCUCUUACUCAAAGUUACCGGUACUCUCUGAUCUUAUAUUCUGUUUUGGAGUCUUUGACUUCUGUCAUAGUCUCAGUUAGUGAGCAACUUCGUCUUUAAUCUUUAUGAUAUUUAUCAUAAUUUAUGUCUACUCUUCUUGACGCUAGUUUGGUCACUCAUUUCACUAUCUAAAUUCUAUGUUUUUGCACUCCAUUUUUUUCUUAACUACCGCCAUCUCAAUUGCCAUGAAGGCAGACGUGUCAUGGCCACAAAGAUGGCGACCGGCGACUGUGUUAAAAAAAGAAAAGUAGUGCAAAAACGUGUGCGAAAUGGGGAGGGGAAGGGAGAGAAUUUCAUUAGAAUAGUUUUUUAAAAGAGUUUUUUGAAAUGAUAUUUAAAAAAAUGUGAAUGUGAUUAAUAAUUGGAAGGAGUGGAAAAUUAAAACGUUAAAAAAUUAAUAGCAUGAAAUUUUAUUUAAUUUUUGUGUGGAAAAUGUACAACUAAUUCAACUAUCUGUAUGUAAUCAGACUACUAUAUGAGUAUCACUGACUGCUGCAUAAAUUUCACUUUUAAGCCUUCCCCCCAAAUUGAACAUAAAUAUGAACGUAACAACUUUAUUGCAUCCCUCUAGAUAUGCGACUAUACUUGACUUAAUGUCUAAGACCUGUGGCCAUGCUUUUUCCUAGCAUAAUUUCAUGCGCUACAUUAAUUUAGUGGCAAACAUAACAACCUUAUUGAAUCCCUCUAGAUAUGCGGCAAUAAGAGUCAUAUAAACAACCUGUGGUUGCUACCUUAAGCAUGUAUUUGUGUAAAUUCACCCCAAAUUUAUCUAGCAAAAACCAAAUUGCGAGUGGAUAAUGAACAAUUUUCCAACUUACUGCAGUCAUAGGGCUCUGGAACAGCAGUGAAAGUGAGCACAUUUCAAUGAUUUAACACUAUAAAAACACUUUAAUGUAAUUAUACAUCACUGUUUCGUGGCCUUUAAUUGAAGACGGUAAACAAGUUUGCUUUAAGUAAUUAUUUUCAUUUCUCUAUUCAUUAGGUUCAACUGACGAAGAAGAAAUGUCUGACAAGAAAAAAACAGUUGAGGUGGUAGUUUUUGAAAAUCCUCAAAAACGAAAAAAAAAAAUUGCUUCAGAACAAGAAAAGGUUUGGAUUAGGAUCAUAUGGUAGUCUCGUUUAACUGAAGGGUUGGCACUUUGAAUAAAUAAUUUGGCUUCAUUUUUGCAAUUUGACAAUCAGUCUCUUAAAAGAAUUUCCAUUACUGGCGUAUGCUCUUUUCAUUCUUUUUUAUACAGAAUUAAAUCAAGUGUUUCAAAUUAAUAGAUACCGGUAGAUGGAAUUUCUAAUAUUGUGUAAAAUACUUUGUAAAAAAUUAUAUUAUUAUCAUUAGAGUUCAUUACAGGUGAAUACUAAGUAGAAGCAGCUUGAGCUAUCUUUUUAUUUAUUAUUUAAAGAUCUACAAUGAUAUGUCACUGCUCAACAAAUAUUUCAAAACAGACAGUAAGAAAAAGAAAUGCUAAGAUAGGGGCGUGUUUUAAUUUUCGUAAUUCACGAUUUAACAAAUUAGAAAAUGUAUGGUUUUUAGAAAUACCUUGUUAUAAUAUCAAAAAUCAAUACUUUGCACUUUACUGUAUAUAUACAUCUCAAAAACUCUAUGACAGUCGGAUAACAAAUCAACAUCACAGCCUCCUGGAUUCAACCAAAAACAGGCCAAGUAUGACAUAAGGAAACUGGGAAUUUAUGGAAUGGAUAAAAAGAACAAGGAUAAAGCAAUGGUGGAUCUUUUAGUGGAACUCGGUGCAAAGGUUGGAGAAGGCCUAAACUUAUUUUCUGAAAGCUUUCUUUUUUGUGAUAUCCAUUUGUAAUCCCCUACUGAUAAUUUUUUAUUCUACUACUUACUAUUCUUGUUAAUGUUAACAUCCUUAUUGCAUUUUUUAGUACCACCAUGUUCACUGUAAUAACUGAUGUUAUGACCUAAUACAUUUGUUUAUAUUUAUGCGUUUCAUGAAUUGAAUAAUGUUAACACCCUUAUUGCACUCAAUAUAUCAUCUAAUUUUUUUCUGACUAUAAUUCCUAAUUUGUUUAUAUGUUUCAAUGUAGCCGCCAAAGAAUCGCUGCUAUCACAUUACAGAGUACCAGAAAAUGAUGAAGGUGAAGAAACAGGAGGAAGAGGCAAUGGCAGAACUGGAGAGGAAGGCUGGCAUAAAGAAAAAACAAGUGAAAGCUAACAGGUAAGCCGGGCGCUGAGACUCAAAAAUUUAGUUGACAUGUGUAAACAUUUCUUUGAUCUGUAUUUUCUGGUUCUGGUAAAACAAUGUAAAAAUCCUAGAACAAACUAAGUUGAUAUGAAAAUAAUUUUAAAGAUUCUAAAGACUUAAAAAAGACUUAAAAACUUAAAAAAUUUUUAAGAAUUUAAGUUGAGUAACCCAUGAAAAAAAGAAGAUUCUUUUUUUACAAUUGCAAUAUUUAUUCUCAAAGAUCACUAUAUGAACAAAUCAAUUCAAAGUCUUUUCAAUAUUAUCCCCCAUCCGCCCCCCGUAAUUUUUUUUGUGUUGCCAAUAUGUCAUAAAUAUUAAUUGAAAUUUUUUUAUUUUAAAAUCAAAUUAUUAACCAUCUCACUUUACCAAAAUUCAAUAAGGGAAAUUCCUUUCAAUACAGCUUGCGGUAGUAAUUAGACUACAAUAUGUUAAUGGGAAAUAAACAUUAGGCGCUUAAGCUAAAUGCAGGGGUGGUUAAUUCGCGACCUGCCACGUUUAAUAUUGAGGCCCGCCAGAUGUAUCAUAUAUGAACUAUUACUUCAUUCAAUUAGAGAUUAAUUUAAUUUUUAGGUUAUAGGUUAAAAAAAAAAUUGAAAUAAGUAAAUUAUAAAAUAUAAAAUUAUAAAUAAUUUUGCUAUUUAGUAACUACUAAAAUAAAAAGGAUUUAUGUAAACACAGCUAAGUAAGGGGAACCUAAUUUACAGAACCAUUUUGAUUCAGUUUAGAAUGAUGCAAAACUAUAUUCAGUUACAAACAAUAGUGCAUUCCUGCAUUUUGAAAUUUAUAAAAGAAAAUAAUGGGAAGGGUCUCAGCCUCCUCCCAAUCCCUACCCCUACUUUAGCUCAGGUGACUUCAACAGAUGUACUCAGUUUACAUUCCUCCACCACAUUCCUUGUAUAUCAAAGUGGCAAUUGACAGGCACAUUUUCAUUUUCAAUAAUGCACUGCAUGUGAACAUAUAAACAUCAGGCAUCUACUUUAAGAAGUGACCUUUAUUAGUCAAUCCAUUCCAAUAGUUAUUGUUUGCGUUACACUGUAUAUUUAUUUAUUUUUUACAAUAUGGUAUUUUUAGAUUUAGAGUUGGAUAAACUACUAUUCUGAGACUAUGUUGUACGGUACUGUUUUAGGAGUUCCAGUGUAACCAGGUCUGAUAACACUGUUUUCAUUUUAUUUAGGAAAAGAAACAAGGAUGAUCUGUUACCACAUUUAGAUGGUCAAGCUGGUUUCUACAAAGAUGGAGUUCAGUUUGUGAAAAAGCUUAAAAGAUGACCAGUUGGUGGGAAUGAAUAAACUUAGUUUUUUUUGCUGUCACACAUGACUUAAGUACAAGCUGUAAAAUGUUAUUUAAAAAACAUGUACAUUUUGUCUUAUACAUAAAUUGGCUUAGCCAAAGCUAAUGUGCAUUAUCUUGUAACUUCAUCCAAAUUCAAUAUUGAUAUCAUGAAAAUUGUGUACAUAAAAAUAUCUGCAUUUAUGUAAGGUAGUCCUCUUAAAUGUUGCUGCAUCUGUCAAAAUGUCUUGCAAAUACUUUGUUCCACAUCCCAGAAACUGGAUUCUAUUAAAACUGACUCUAAGACAGCCCCUAAAAAUUAGUUUAUUUUUAUUCUAAUUAUUGGGAUCUAAGUUCAGAUAAUAUAAGUGUGGACAUUUUGCAGAAUAAAUAAAAGGAUUUUGCCAGAUCAUAAAAAGUUUGAAAAAUAGUUUGAUCAACAGGUAUGUGGUGAAGGGACAUAACUGCUAGAGCCGUAAGAGUUAUACUUCCUAACAGAUUUUACAUUUUGUUUAAGCUUAGAGAUAUUUUCCAUAAAAAAAAAUUGAUAGAAUUCUUCUAGUUAUAAUUUUUUAAUUUUUCCAAAACAAGCCAAUGUUUUUAAAGCUUUUAGAUUGCAAUCUCCUGUAAUUCUGCGUUAGAAUUAGGAUUUAAUGUGGAUGGAAUAUUUUAUAUUAUUGUGUACAGGCCUUGGGCUGUGCCAUCUGAAUUCAUGUGUUCCUUUUAUUUAAUGGAUUGUUUGAUGGAUAUUAUGUCUAAAUAUGCAAUAUUACAGAUUGUUUAAAUAAAAACUGAUGUCAGACUUUGAGUAUAGACUAUACUUAAAAUGAGUAUUUGAUGGCAUUCUGAGAGGAUGGUGGGAGAAUGUUUGUUAAAAUAGUUUUUAAUAUAUUUUAGUAUAAAUUGAUCAUUUAAAGGGAAUUAAUUUUAUGCUUAUUUCAAUUUAUCAAAAUGUGAAAUAAAAAAUAGUUAAAAAAUAUACGUUAAAAUGUGAGAUUUUAUAAAAUGUUUUCUUACUGGGUGCCAGUG